UCGAUAGAGGAGUACUAAAAUACUUAUCUACCAAUGUAGGGUCGACUGAAUGUAAAAAAAGGAAGAUGAAAUUGCUGAAAAUUACAGGGUUUCUUCUUAUUUUAAAUUCACAUAUUUGCCAAUCUAAAGCAGGUGAAAGUCCCUUUGAACAUGGGAAAAAGUUACCUGUGGUACCUUUUAUGGUGUUAGACAACUUCGGGAUGAAGAUGUGUCUCAAAGAAUGUGAAGCAAUUUCUUUGUGCUAUUCCAUAAACUUUUAUCGUAAACUUUUGAAAUGUGAAUUAAACAGCGUUGGACAGAACGAAUCCCUUUCCUUGAUCACCGACCAAGAUUAUGUUUAUUCUGAGAUAUUUCACCCGAAAAACAGAACGUGUGGAACUGCUGUGACCUGUAAUCUACAAUCCAAGUGUAUCCGCACAACGUUCGAUCAGUUUGUGUGUAUGCCUAUCUUUUGUGUUGACCCUGUACCAGAAAUUCCAAAUGCAUACAUCGCUCAAAAGACGUUCUCCCCACCAUCAGUGACAUACGGCUGUAGUUCUGGAUACACCGGAGUAGGAAACAACACUUCCAUCUGUGUGCCUGGCAAGAUGUGGAAAACACCAGUCUAUAGCUGUGUACCAGAUGAUUUUGCAAAAGAUUGCGUUUAUGGAGGAAUACACAGCUUCGGUGGGAAAAUGUACUGUUUUGUUGAGCAUUACAUCACCUGGACAGCGGCAAAGGACUAUUGUCAUGGACAUACUUGGCAUUUGGUGGAAAUAGAAAGUGCUGAGGAGCAAAGUCGGAUAAUUUCACUAAGUAAAAUUCCAGAUUAUGGAGUCUAUUGGAUUGGUUUGGCAGAUCAGGAAAAUGAAGGAACGUGGCUCUGGUCUCACUCGCGAAGUGCCCCUCAAAAUCCACUGUGGAAUCCUGGACAACCGAACGGGGGAACCAUUGAAAAUUGUGUGGUGUUGACUUACAAUGGUUGGAGUGACCUUACAUGCUCUGACAAGUAUAUCCCUAUCUGUGAAAAAGUAAUACACAACUAAGGUCAUGAAGAAAAGAGGGUGUUUGACUCACAAUUCAGAUACUUUACACCAUUAAUUUUGGUGUGCAUAAAUGCAAGACUGUAAGCAAUUUUAUGCAAAGAAAGUGAGCGCACAAGAUUGUAAGUUUGCAGGAAUCCUCGACACGAAUCAAUUGGGAUUUAAAAGUCUAUAACCCUGAAAGGCUAUGUACAGGUUUCAACAAAAAUAUAUUAUGUUGAGAGUCGAAGUACAUGGCUAUUCCGGUUAUUAAAGAUCUCACAAAGCUUUCAAAAAUGGCAAUGAGAGGUAAACCGAUAACUAGUUGGAAAUGUUAAUGCAAACAUAUUUUAAUGAACUUAUAUUGUGUAUAUCCUAAAAAACUAGUAAUAAGAAAAAAUUGUUUUAAUAGUGUUCAUACAGCAGAUCUAGAAAUCAAAAACAACAAAUUAAAAUAUACCGGUAUAUUAUAAUUUAACAUCAUGUUAUAAUAACAAACAUUUAAAACAACUCUGAAUGUCUGUAUUCACUAAUCCAGGACGAAACCACUGAGCCAUGCGAGACUUGUCAAUAUACAUGAUAUAUGCUCUAUAAAGUACUCUUUGAAACAACACUGUCAUAUCAAUGGACUUAGUUUUUUAUCCUUCAAAAAAUAAAUUGAAAAAGUACAAAAUUAGUCAUCUCUGGGUCAUAUCUCCAUCUUUUGUUAAAAAGCGACAUUUUUAAUGUUGAAAUAUGUUAUCUUUACACGUUUCAAAUUUGUGGAGAGAAGACCCAGAGACAACAAAAUCAUUGAAAAACAGCUGUAAAUAAGUAGGAUUUUGCAUGAAUUGCAUCGUGUUGCUAUAUUUAGACCAAUAUUAUAAUGAAACCUUUUGCAUUUCAAAUAUUUUUCCACUCAUUUCACUUCCAACUGAAACCAAAUAACGGUUAUAAUUCGAAAAAUAUUCAAAAUUAAUUGAUAAAAUGUUCACUCUCCUUAUGUGCCCAGAUUCCUGCCGAAUCUACAUCUUAAGCUCCCACAUUCUUUGGUUAUCUUGAUAAAGCAUCCCUAUUCAGGUAUUUUAAAACAUUCAGACCUUUAAACAAUAACAGUUUAGCAUGCUUUUGCCUUCUAGAUACGUCUUACAUCCUCUUGUUUGUGUUCUUUUAUUUCAAAUCAUAUACAGUGUAUUCAAACCUCUACCAAACUCUUAUGACUAUUUUUUAUUUAAAUGUUUCAUGGCUUGGAAUUUUGUUUAUGCUAACAGUUUUUAACAUUUCUGUUUUUUUAAACAUUGACCUUAACUUCGACCACUGACAGAUAAACUGAUAACUUAAUAUCAAGACCAUUAAUUCCAGGGUGUUGGUAGCAAAUUUGAAACGCAUUAGUGAAAUAGAUUAGUUUAGAAUGUGCUUGUAAAUAAAUGUUACAUUGCAAGAUUUUUGGGCAAGUGAAAUUUAAAAAAAAAGAUGGCAAAGAAUAUACAUGUAAAGUUGCUCUUGAAGUUAAACAUAUUCAAUGAAUAUGUAUUGAAAGUGAUUUAAUUAUCUAAUAGCAAAAUAUUACAUAUACAUAUAUGUGCAUGCAUGCCCCUUAGAGUUGUGAAAUAAAGUUACCCCAAUCAGCAACAGUUACCGAUGAAAAAAGGGUAGAUAAUGAUCAGUGAGUGGCAGAUGUAUAUAAUGUGUCGAUCAAUUCUCUAUAUCCUCCAUAGAAAUAAAACACCUUUUUGUGGAACAACUUUGAUUCCAAUGACAUAAUGAAAAUAUAGCCUGUUAAUAGUAAAUAAUGGUAUUAUGCACUUGCAAUUAAAGGCGAAUCACGUUUUAAUUGUGCUUUGAUAGCCUUGCAUUACCUAUGGUUUACCAAUUGUUGUUUACACUUAAUUGGUAGUUUGUUGCAUGUUUGUUGUUUGAAUUUUUCCACAGAAAUUACAACGUACAUGAUUAAAAUGAGAACUAUGUCAUAUUUCAAACUGUAUCUUAAUCACAGGAUGAAGCUCUGCCAUUCAGUCAACUGAAUGUUAACUGAAUGGUCUGGAAAGGUAACUGAAUGGCAUAGCUAUGCCAUUCAGUCACCUUUCAGUCACUUUUUAGUUGACUGAAUGGCAGAGGUUCAUCCUGUGAAUAAUGUUUGGUUUCUAUACACCAUUUUAUAUUUACCAUAUGUACAUGGAAAAACACUCCAUUAAAUUGAUUGUAUUAUAUGUUGUCGAUUGUAAAUGAGUUAAUUUUUGGAAAACAAUUUCUUUAUUUUGCCUUCAUAUGUUUUAGUGUACCUUUCUUCGUAGUUUUCUGGAUGUUCUUUAUAUUAAUUUUUCAAAUAAAGCUGUUUCAUAUUUGAUAAAUAAAUUUUUAUGAACAUCAUCUCUCAUAUUUUACUUUUAUAUUGUCGUAGAAAGUAUCAAAAUAUGAAUUGAUCCACUGGACCGAUUUUCCCUUUCGGUAAUAUUCAAUAAAAAAUGACAAUAGCAAA
Molecule: messenger RNA, 3459 nt
Organism: Magallana angulata
Lineage: Eukaryota; Metazoa; Mollusca; Bivalvia; Ostreida; Ostreidae
Exons: 6
Coding region: 66-1025 (319 amino acids)
Source: RefSeq, a predicted model, not a curated record